AGAGUCCUGCAUACACUGAGCAGAUGAGCCUAGAGCAGCAGCCCCUGAUCAUGUGACUCCUCCUCCUCUCUCUCCAUGUGACUGAUCACAUGACAUCAUGGCAGGUCCUGUAAGUGCACAGCUCCUCCACAGAUACAGGUUCCUCCAACCCAGGAUCCUUAUAUGAUAUCUUCUAUAUAAGAGAAUUCUCCUGGAUGACCCAUCAACCAUGAAGAGAGACAGGAACAAGAUGGCCGACAGGAUAAUAAACCUCACGCUACAGAUACUCUUCCGGCUUACUGGAGAGGAUUACAGAGUAGUGAAGAAGUCCUCUAGUGGGCGCUGUCGGACCCCUGUAUGUGAAGGAUGUGGAAAAACCCUGAGUCCAAUCCCAGGGCCCCCACCUCACUCCCUGAUACAUGAGGAAAUGGAUGAACAGAAGAUCCUAGAACUGAUCAACAAGAUGAUGGAGCUGCUGACUGGAGAGGUUCCUAUAAGGUGUCAGGACGUGGCGGUCUAUUUCUCCAUGGAGGAGUGGGAGUAUGUAGAAGGACACAAGGAUCAGUACAAGGAUCAGGUGAUGAUGGAGGAUCAGCAGCCCCUCACAUCAGCAGUCAGAUCCAGUAAGAGAACAGCAGCAGAGAGGUGUCCCCGUCCUCUUCUUCCACAGGAUCAGGAUCAGGGAGAAGAUCUGAACAAUAUUAAUGCUCCAGAGACGGAUGUGAGCAGUGAUGAGCAGUAUAAGGAGGACAUUCCAACAGGGAAAGCUCUGAACUAUAUUAAUGCUACAGACAUAAAGGAAGAAGAGACAGAUGUGAGCGGUGAUGAGCAGUAUAAGGAGGACAUUCUUACAGGAAAAGAUCUAAACCAUAAUAAUGCUACAGAUGUAAGGUUAAAAGAAGAAGAAGAGGAGACAGAUGUGAGCGGUGAUGAGCAGUAUAAGGAGGACAUACCUACAGAUCUCUGCACCGGAAGAUCAGAGGGACAUCUGAUAUCUUUAUAUUUAAAAGCAGAUGAUCAAAUCAAACAAAAUAAGGAGAGGCCAUAUUCAUGUGCAGAAUGUGGGAAAUGUUUUACUCAAAAAUCAUUUCUUCAUAAACACAAAAAAACUCACACAGGGAAAAAGCCAUUUUCAUGUUCACAAUGUGGGAAAUGUUUUGCUUGUAAAUCAUAUUUAGUUCAACAUCAAAGAACUCACACAGGAGAGAAGCCAUUUACAUGCCCAGAAUGUGGGAAAUGUUUUACUCAUAAAUCAACUCUUGUUCAACAUCAGAGAAAUCACAGAGGAGAGAAACCCUUUUCAUGUCAAAAAUGUGGGAAAUCUUAUUCUAAGAAAUCAACUCUUGUUGAUCAUCAGAGAAUUCACACAGGGGAGAAGCCAUUUUCAUGUCAAGAAUGUAUGAAAUGUUUUACUUAUAAAUCACAUCUUGUUGAACAUCAAAAGACUCACACGGGGGAGAAGCCAUUUUCAUGCUCAGAAUGUGGGAAAUGUUUUACUCAGAGAUCAAGUCUUGGUAAACACAAAAAAACUCACACAAGGGAGAAAACCUUUUCAUGUGCAGAAUGUGGAAAAUGUUCUGCACGAAAAUCACCUCUUGUCGACCAUCAAAAAAGUUAUUAAAAAGUGAAAAUAUUUCCAUGA
Molecule: messenger RNA, 1621 nt
Organism: Hyla sarda
Lineage: Eukaryota; Metazoa; Chordata; Amphibia; Anura; Hylidae
Product: oocyte zinc finger protein XlCOF7.1-like
Exons: 7
Coding region: 209-1600 (463 amino acids)
Biological process (GO): regulation of transcription by RNA polymerase II
Molecular function (GO): DNA-binding transcription factor activity; RNA polymerase II cis-regulatory region sequence-specific DNA binding
Source: RefSeq, a predicted model, not a curated record